Molecule: messenger RNA, 546 nt
Organism: Emiliania huxleyi CCMP1516
Lineage: Eukaryota; Haptophyta; Isochrysidales; Noelaerhabdaceae
Exons: 2
Coding region: 1-546 (181 amino acids)
Molecular function (GO): oxidoreductase activity
Source: RefSeq, a predicted model, not a curated record
AUGACCCUGCCUUUCUACCUGAACCAGAACACGCCGGCCGAAGGCGAGGACCUGAUGGAGCACCUAACGGCCAAGUAUGGGCCGGCGGCAGUCGCGCGCUUCGACGCGCCCGACAACCCGCUUGACUGCGCCGCCGGCAAGGUCGGCAUCAGCUUCAACAAGCAGCGUCGCAUCAUCCGCACGGGCGACUCGCACCGGCUCGUCGAGUGGUGCAAGGCGACGCAGCCGCAGACGGUCGACCCACUAAUGGAGACGCUCUUCAAAGCCUACUUCGAGGACGCCCGCGACCUCUCGCGGCGCGAAGAGCUCGUGGCGUGCGCGGCCGCGUGCGGCCUCGAUGGCGAGGCUGCGGGCAAGGCGCUUCACUCGGACGCAUUCCAGCGCGAGGUGGACGCCAAGGCGACGGGCUGGUCGCGGCAGGGCGUGCGCGGCGUCCCAUUCUUCGUCGUGCACCCGGCGAGCGGCAACGGCGAGCCGGUGGCCUUCUCUGGCGCGCAGCCGAGCGAGGUCAUCGCCGAGGUGCUGGCCGAGCAGGCGGCGGCGUGA